AUGCAUGCUCGGACUCACAAGAUCACCGUUGUCGGCUCUGGUAACUGGGGGACUGCUGUUUCCAAGAUAGUGGCUGAAAAUGCGAAAUCCCACUCCAACAUUUUCGAACCUACUGUCAACAUGUGGAUUUUCGAGGAAGAAGUUACCAUCCCAGAAGACUCUAAGCAUCGCAAAACCUUGGGUAGCCACCCAAUGAAGCUGACCGACAUAAUCAAUUCGGUCCACGAGAACGUCAAGUACCUUCCGGGAAUUGCCUUACCAAGUAACCUUGUCGCCAAUGCCUCUAUUCAGGACGCCGUCAAGGGCGCGACUAUCUUGAUCUUCAACCUCCCGCACCAGUUCAUGGUGAAAACAUGUCAGCAAAUUCAGGGUCAUAACCUUCCCUAUGCCCGAGGUAUCUCCUGCGUGAAGGGGGUCGAAAUAACGAAAGACACCGUUUCUCUCUUCUCCGAGAUCAUUACUGAAACUCUAGGCAUAUACUGUGGAGCAUUAUCAGGAGCCAAUUUGGCCCCUGAGGUAGCAGCCGAGAAAUGGUGCGAGACAACAAUUGGAUAUGACGUGCCUCCAAUGGAUGUACAACAAGGCGGCCCUGAAUCUCCCGCCAACAUCUCGAAAGUGAACGAGCAAAGAGAAGCCCACACGAAGCCGUCUUCAGUCGAGGUCCAGCCUGUUCCCGAGGAAUAUGUCCCGGUUGAUGAAAAUUUGUUACAGAAACUUUUUCACCGGCCUUACUUCAAUGUCCAUAUCGUCCCAGACGUCGCCGGUGUAGCCCUUUCGGGGGCCUUGAAAAAUAUUGUCACCCUCGCCGCUGGUUUCGUCGCUGGUCGCGACUGGGGUGACAAUGCAAAAGCGGCGAUCAUGCGAAUAGGACUACUCGAAAUGAUGAAAUUUAGCGAGCUGUUCUUCCCGGAUAGCACCUAUCCCCAGACUAUUACUCAAGAAAGCGCCGGCGUUUCUGAUCUCAUUGCGUCUUGCUGCUCCGGGAGGAAUUACCGUUCUGCAGUGAAGGCAGCGCAAACGGGAAAAACAAUAGAUGAGAUAGAACAGACAGAGAUGAAUGGCCAGAAGCUUCAAGGGGCAUCGACGGCGAGGCAAGUGCAUUCCUUCUUAGAAAAGCAAGGAAAAGCGACUGAUUUUCCUCUCUUCACUGCCGUAUACGAAAUCCUCGAGUCAAAAUCCAGCAUCAGCGAUCUUCCCCGCCUCGUGCAGCAGAAAUAA
Rhinocladiella mackenziei CBS 650.93 is the source of this 1218-nucleotide messenger RNA. Its product is annotated as glycerol-3-phosphate dehydrogenase (NAD(+)). Gene Ontology annotation, molecular function: NAD binding; protein homodimerization activity; glycerol-3-phosphate dehydrogenase [NAD(P)+] activity. The record is from RefSeq and is a predicted model, not a curated record. NCBI's taxonomy places the organism in Eukaryota, Fungi, Ascomycota, Eurotiomycetes, Chaetothyriales, Herpotrichiellaceae. The transcript is spliced from 3 exons. The coding region runs from base 1 to 1218 and encodes 405 amino acids. Gene Ontology annotation, biological process: carbohydrate metabolic process; glycerol-3-phosphate catabolic process. Gene Ontology annotation, cellular component: nucleus; cytosol; glycerol-3-phosphate dehydrogenase (FAD) complex.